GGUGGGACAGUUUUAGCUCAUCAUUGCAUUUAAAAAAAAAAGCCGACACUCCGUAAAGGCAGCAGCAGAGGGGCAAAAACAAAACGGCGCGUCCCUCUCCUCCGGUGGGUGGGCGGGGUCUGCUUCUCCCUCCGUGUCGCCGCUCCGGCAGGUCACUCGGAUCUGGACACUCGGAGACUCGGACACGCUGGAGAUAAUGUCCCAUUUAUGUUUUUAAGCGUUUUCCCGGAGAAAAAGCGCAAAAUGCUGCUGCUGCCUUUACUGAUGAGCCUCAGCGCGAGCGCACUGGGACAGCUGGGGGACUCCCAGUUCGGAGAUGACUUUGACCCGGAGCUCGCAGACUUUGAUUUAGACAUUGCGCCGCGCAGAGUCCCGCGGCAGGUGAAAACUUUACUCACGAAGGAGACCAAACCUCACAUCCAGGAGCUCUCCAUCAAGACCACCAUCAUCUCCCGUUACGCCUUCACGGCGGUGUACUGCGCCAUGCUCAACCGCCACUCCACCGCCGCAGAGGGCGUCUUCCAGUUCCAGGUCCCCGCCGGCGCCUAUGUCUCCAACUUCACCAUGAUCAUCGGAGGGCGUGUCUACCAGAGCGAGGUCAGGCCGAAGGAGAAGAGGGUCAAGCAGGAGAACGGCAGAGCCAAGAACAAAGAGUCAGGUGAUGCAAG
Plectropomus leopardus (leopard coralgrouper) is the source of this 668-nucleotide messenger RNA. NCBI's taxonomy places the organism in Eukaryota, Metazoa, Chordata, Actinopteri, Perciformes, Serranidae. The record is from RefSeq and is a predicted model, not a curated record.